AGGAGGCAGAAAUGGAAGCUGCAGCUGCUUUAUGACGUACCAGAAAUGUGCAGACGCCCCACAUCCCACAGACGGAGCUGCGCUUGCACAGGAAAGGUUUGAGGUUCUGGGUCCGACACCACCAUGUCUCAGCGCGGGUCUCUGACGGCGGUGGUGACGGCGCUGCUCGGCGCCGCCCUGGGCGGCCUGGUGGCCUGGCGGGCGUACCGGGCCAGAAGGAAGAAGCUGCCUCCCGGCCAGGAGGCGGAGCUCCCCGCGGAGGCCCCGCCCCCCUCAGAAGAAGAGGAGGAAAUCACAGCGGUGGCGGCGGAUCAGGACGUCCAGCCGCUGCCAGAUCCAGCACAGGAGUCCGUGGAGACUCCGCCCCCUCUGCAGGCCCCGCCCCCUCUACCAAUCCCGUCGCUCUGCCAGCUGAUGGGGGCGGAGCCUGUGACCGUCAGCUCGGAGGAGGAGUGGCGGCGGUUCCUGCCGCGGCUGCAGCACGACCUGGAUCUCUUCCCCGCGCUCGGCCUGGACUGUGAAUGGGUAAAGACCGGCGGCGUGUCGGUGAAGGGCCGCGUCUCCUCCGUGUCUCUGGUGCAGAUGUCCUCCUACUCCGGGCUCUGCGUGCUAGUGAGGCUGCUGGCCUUCCGGGGGGGGCAGCACCCGCUCCCCCCCAGCCUGGCCCAGGUGCUCCGGGACCCCAGGGUGCUCAAGGUCGGGGUCGGCUGCCACGAGGACGGGAAGAGGCUGGCGAGAGACUUCGGCCUGGUGGUGACGAGUACGGUGGACCUGCGGUACCUGGCGCUGAGGCAGAGGGAGGCGUCUGUGAGCAACGGCCUGAGCCUGAAGUCUCUGGCGGCCGACCUGCUGGACGUGUCGCUGGACAAGUCUCUGUCGCUGAGAUGCAGCGACUGGGAGGCCGAUCAGCUGACGCUGGAGCAGGUGACGUACGCCGCCAGGGACGCCCAAGUCUCCAUGGCUCUGUUCCUGCGGCUCCUGGGCCUGCAGGCGGACUCUGACCCCCCCAGCGAUGCCGCCCUGCCCGGCACCGCCCCCGCCCUCUCCUCCUACACCGAGCUGGCCUCCCGCUGCCAGGGCCUGGUGGACGUCCCGUUCCGGGGCCGGGGGGGCAGCGAGGACCCGGAGAAGCGGCGGAGGAACCGUAAACCGGCGGCGGCCGAGACUCCCGAGUCUGGAGAUCAGCAAGUCCCAGACCCGCGGAGGAACGGCAGGAACCGGAAACCGCUGGGCGUCGGAUACUCCGCCAGGAAGUCUCCUCUGUACGACAACUGCUUCCUGUACGCUCCGGACGGCCAGCCGCUCUGCACCUGCGACAAGAAGAAGGCCAAGUGGUACCUGGACAAGGGUAUUGGAGAGCUGCAGAGCGCCGAACCCUUCGCCGUGCGGCUGCUGUUCGAGCCGUCGGGCCGGCCCGACUCCCAGCACGACUACUACCUGACGGCCAAGGAGAACCUGUGCGUCGUGUGCGGCAAGGCCGACUCCUACAUCCGCAAGAACAUCGUCCCUCACGAGUACCGGCGCCACUUCCCGGCGCAGAUGAAGGACCACAACUCCCACGACAUCCUGCUGCUGUGCACGUGCUGCCACGCCGCCUCCAACGUGCACGACGGCCUGCUGAAGGCGCGGCUGGCCGAGGAGUUCGCCGCGCCGCAGGGCUGCGAGGACGGCGUGCGGCUGCUGGAGGACUCGGACCGGCGCCGGCUGCGCUCGGCCGCCCGGGCGCUGCUCGGCGCCGGCGCGGCGCUGCCGGAGAGACGGAGGGACGAACUGCAGGCCGUCGUCAGGGACGCCCUGGACAUGAACGAGGACGACGAGAUCAGCAGCAACACGCUGCAGGAGGCCGCCAACAUGGAGACCAGGCUGUUCAACGAGGCGUACGUCCCCCACGGCCUGAAGGUGGUGCAGGCUCACGCCGAGCGGGGUCUCCGGGGCCUCAUGGAGCUGGAGCGCCGCUGGAGGCAGCACUUCCUGUCCGCCAUGACGCCGCGGCACCUGCCGCCGCUCUGGGCCGUCGACCACAACCACGGCAAGUUCCUGCGCAAGUACGGCGAGGACCUGCCCGUCAAGCUCAAGUGACGGCCCGGGUUCCCGGACGGGCCCGUCGGGACUGGACUAUUUUUAACCUUUAAAGAGAAUCUAAUUAUUUAUGAGAAGAAAAGUUAACGAGAUGAACUGAAGCGUUUUUUUACGUGGAAGAGCUGCAGCCUGCUCUUAGGCCCCGCCCCCUUGACCCCUGACCCCCGUCACCUGCAGGUCGCAGCUCGCCGGCCCGGUUUCCCAGAAAACACCUCGGCAUCAAACUUCCUCUUUUUUUUGCCCUAUUUCCUUAAAAGAAAAGAGGUUUUGGUGCCGAGGUUCGUUUGGACGUGAACGUUUCCCGCUCCGGUGGUUCUUAUCAAGAAACUGAUCCCCGCUGGUAGAUGUCGGCACCUUUGACCCGGUCACUUCCUCCCCGGAUGUCCCGUCACCGUGUCAAUGCCCCGGUGGGCGGGGACUCCCCCAUGGCCCGUGUUUUAACGGGCCUCUUAACCCCCCCAGCCCGGCCGGACCCGCGUCGCCGCAGCGGGUCGUGACAUCACUUCCUCUUAAACCUCCGCUCCGUCACGACGUCGUUGAACAGAAUUCAGACUCUGCAGAGAAAAAGGUGCCGAACCCCAAACCGAAUCUGGACCGUGGCCCGAUCCUGAACCGAUCCCGGGCCAAAUCUGGGCCGACAUUUCCCUUGACCCCGAGCUGCCUCUGGG
Molecule: messenger RNA, 2747 nt
Organism: Cololabis saira (Pacific saury)
Lineage: Eukaryota; Metazoa; Chordata; Actinopteri; Beloniformes; Belonidae
Gene: exd2
Product: exonuclease 3'-5' domain containing 2
Exons: 8
Coding region: 124-2079 (651 amino acids)
Biological process (GO): nucleobase-containing compound metabolic process
Cellular component (GO): nucleus; cytoplasm
Molecular function (GO): nucleic acid binding; 3'-5' exonuclease activity
Source: RefSeq, a predicted model, not a curated record